Microtus ochrogaster (prairie vole) is the source of this 473-nucleotide messenger RNA. It is a transcript of the gene Ptp4a1, whose product is annotated as protein tyrosine phosphatase type IVA, member 1. The record is from RefSeq and is a predicted model, not a curated record. Lineage: Eukaryota; Metazoa; Chordata; Mammalia; Rodentia; Cricetidae. The coding region runs from base 1 to 270 and encodes 89 amino acids. The transcript has 4 exons. Gene Ontology annotation, biological process: protein dephosphorylation.
AUGUGUCUUGUAAAGAUUAAGUUUCGUGAAGAACCUGGCUGCUGUAUUGCUGUCCAUUGUGUUGCAGGCCUUGGCAGAGCUCCAGUGCUUGUUGCCCUAGCAUUAAUUGAAGGUGGAAUGAAAUAUGAAGAUGCAGUACAGUUCAUAAGACAAAAGCGGCGUGGAGCUUUUAACAGCAAGCAACUUUUGUAUCUGGAGAAGUACCGUCCUAAGAUGCGGCUGCGCUUCAAGGAUUCCAAUGGUCAUAGAAACAACUGUUGUAUCCAAUAAAACUGGGGUGCCUGAUGCCAUUGUCUUGGAAGUGGAACUUCAGAUGGGACUUGAUUUGUCAUACAUAAUUAGCCAACAUGUUGGCUUAUUGACUAAGUCUGCUGAAGCUUCCACGGGAAUAUUGAAAACCAGUCUUACCAGGCCACAAGCUUGACAGAAUUGCAUCCUCUAUAUUUGGGUUAUGAUCAACCUGUUUGGACACU